Molecule: messenger RNA, 2667 nt
Organism: Synchiropus splendidus (mandarinfish)
Lineage: Eukaryota; Metazoa; Chordata; Actinopteri; Syngnathiformes; Callionymidae
Gene: syt18b
Product: synaptotagmin XVIIIb
Exons: 4
Coding region: 175-1569 (464 amino acids)
Biological process (GO): regulation of calcium ion-dependent exocytosis; vesicle fusion; calcium-ion regulated exocytosis
Cellular component (GO): axon; synapse
Molecular function (GO): clathrin binding; calcium ion binding; phosphatidylserine binding
Source: RefSeq, a predicted model, not a curated record
UUCAUCACUACACUUAUUUUAUUUGAAGUAAUGGCUUAAAACAAUGAUGGAGAAGGCUCUGAUUUAUGACGGAUGGAUUGUGGAUUUUACCGAUCCUCAGACGGGAUCUGCACAGCUGUAGUGAGACGGUGAGUGUGGAUUAGCUCAGAUAGUCUAAUACAGGUUUUUGGCGCCAUGCCUUAUCACGAUGAGGAGUACCCGGGUCAGCCCCUGUGGCAGUCGGUGCUGCUGUUCUGCUGCAAAGGUGUCAUAGAGGGUGUCAUGGUCAUCCUCUUCUUCUGGCUGCUGGUGCAGGUUCUCUUCACCAAACAUCUGGAAGUUCACCUCCAAAUCCUUCUCUUGGUGGGACUGGUGACCUUCUGUCUGUGCUUGCUGCUGGGCUGUAUUCUGUGCUGGAAGAAAAGCCACAUUUGUUCCUCACCUGAAGACAAGGAAGUGGCGAUGUCACCGACAGCCCCAACUCAACCCAAGACCCAGAACCCGCGCCGCUCUCUUGACACCAUUGCCUCCAGCUAUGAGGAGCUAGAUGGAGAUAUAAUGGAGUAUCCGUCCACCUUCACCAGCCCAGCUCCUUCUCAGAAGAGGUUUUCGCCUUUGCCAUACUCUUACCCAUCUCGACCCGGUUCUGAGCGAAGGGAGCAGCCAAAGUCCUUCUUCUCUUUGCGCCGCAUCAGCACUCAGCAGCUGACGUCGCCUCUUUACAAGCCCAUCGAUUCUGGCCACAGUUCCCUGCAUUCUUUCCCCAAACUAGCUCUGCUGUCCAAAACAUGUAAGGCACUUCAAAGACGCUGCACAGUAUCAGGAGACAUUUUAUCUGUGAAUGAGCACAGCAGGCUCACCAACGCCGGCGCCGUCUCCACAUCAAUGCUUGAAGAACCAAUCCCCCUGGUGUCACUGAACUAUGGCACUGGUGCCGGCUGCCAACAACCAACAUCACAACCGCCCUGCCUCGAUUUCACCAUGGCCUUCUCCUCUGAGCGGCAGACGCUGUCUGUCACUGUCCUCGGCCUCACUGGCGUGUUCCUCAAGCUAGAAGACGUGUCUUUACUGGGCAGCCUGCCCCCGCUGCACUGCAGUCCCGUACAAGCGGCUUUCCAGAACACGCUCAGCUGCGUUAUGGUUUUCAAGGUGACCUCCGUGAAGGAGCUCCAGCGAUGCACUCUGAGGAUAGCUGUGCAUGUAGAAGAAUCCCUGAGCAGAAGAGGAAGUGAAGUCGGAGUGGUGGAGGCUGAAUGUGGAGAAAGAGACUGGCAUGAAUGUCAGGUGAUUCACCUGAAGAAAGAGCUCUGCUCCAGGGACCAGAAGCAACAGAAGACCUGCAUAUUCCGGGACACUCUGACGCAUAAGGGGCUUAGCUAUCCUCCGCAGAUCUUCAUUCUGCUGCACUAUCACUCGCCGACUCACCAACUCAAAGCCUCCGUCCUCAGGGCUGAUAACAUUGAAAACCUCAAUUCCACAUCAGGAUCUGAGCACAGAAGAAAAGCAACUCCCAUUUUUAAUAACAUUUUAAUCCUUCAGUAUUCACAAUCCUCAGGAAAGGCUUCAAUCUCCUCUGGACCACGGAUCUGACUGGUGUAAUCUUUUGCAUUAGCCUGUCUGGGUAUUAGUUCCAUCGCAGACCAACAGGGACAUCCUGUGUACAAAGCCAUUCAUUUUUAUGAUCUCUAUUUCAUAUUGAGGAUUUCCUUUAUAGCAGACAUCAGAUAUAAUCCCUCAUGUUUUAUGUGGCAUAUCUCAGAUUAAGAAGCGAUGGAUAUUUUGACAACACAGCUGGAAUGAAUACUGGAGUAGAGACCAAAACAAGUAUUUAAUGCAGAUGAGCAUUUACAGAUUCAAUAUUUUCUGAAUCUUAAAUCUGUAAAGGUUUCAGGAAAGGCUGUUCAGGAUUACCAGAGGCUUCCAUCUUUUCCUUCCAUUGUACUUUUUUAGCGCAGACCUCGGCCAAAAUGUACACCUUUAACAACCUCCAACUGAAAUUAAAACAAAUCCUUUAAGGCUCGUGUUUUGAGACUUGCUGUCAGCUGAGAGCAAACCAUGGUUUUACUUGACUGCUCACACUGCCCCUACGUGUGGCCCAAAUUUAGUUUGACCCUCUAGGACACAAUCCGCUUUUAGCUUUGAAAUUUGUCUUCAAAAUCUCAAAAUGCCAUGACGUGCCGUUGAGAGUGUUGUUGCCGUGUUGCUCUGAGAUGUCGUGCGACAUCAUCUGAUAGCAUUUGACAUCUUUGACUGCAAAUCCAACCAACAAUGAAGCGUUGUUGAGCUUCCUAACACCGAACAAGAGGCAGAAGCUCAGGUCCACUAAACUGAACGCGAGCAAAUUAUUCAAUUUCUUUCUUCUGCUACUUACUGUAGAGGUGCGACCCGAGGGCCACAGGCAGCCCUUUUUCAAACGUCACCCUAAUUGUGAAUAUAAAUAUAACUAUCGAUUUUAUUCUUUGCCUUUCUUUUCCUUUUUUGUAUUCUUUUUGGAUUCAAAUCUUUUUAAUGAGUAAUGUCCUUUUAUCAUUAAUUCUUGUCUCUUAAAAUAAAGUAAAGCUAUAUGGAAACAAUACACCUUAUAAUUAAGUGCCUUUAUAACACGUUUUACUCACAGUUCAAGUCACCAUAUGCACCACUUUUGAGGGUUUUUAAAUGUUUAUGAAUCUUUAAACAAAAUUAUUUUUU